Molecule: messenger RNA, 1464 nt
Organism: Pocillopora meandrina
Lineage: Eukaryota; Metazoa; Cnidaria; Anthozoa; Scleractinia; Pocilloporidae
Source: the annotation of a GenBank genome assembly
AUGCAAGACUACGAACAGAAAGAAAUUUCCAGCCCAUCAUCAUCAUCGAUAAACCGCAAUGUUACUAUUGAACUGUGUAGCCAUGUCGGGAAGUAUUUGAUGUUCAACUUUACCUUCAACUCAGGCAAGUUCAGUGGUUGGAUGGCACAACCCCAGGUUACUUCUGAAUGUUAAAACGAGAGCCUCUUUUAUUUUGAUAGGUUUUUUGUUUCUUUCACUGUCUGGUCGUGACCAGUGGCAAAAAAACGUUUUCCAUUGUAAUUGGGCAUGACAUGACAAGCAGCAAGAAGUGAAUCCUAACAAAUUCUCAUGAUAAAUUCGAUUGUUUUUUUUCUUUUUAUUCUUUAUUUGUACAUGUAAUAUUUAAGAUGUGAAAUGAAGAUAUUGUUAACUUUAAUUGUAUUGGUCAGAAAAAAAUUAAAUACUGUUACCAUGCAACACAAUUCUAAAGGAGUUCUUUUAAGUCCCAGAGCAUGCUGUGCUGCAUAUGUUCUGCGAUUGCUUUUAGUAGACUAUCUUUAAUAUCAAAUCUGUUCUUACCAGAGAUGUAUUUAGUCCAGUUACGUGAUGCCUAAGUCAACUCAAAGAGUUUACUGUGUUUCAAGUAGUUCCCACCCUUUGCCCACAGUUACUACCUCGAACUACAUCGCAAGUAGCAUUAGUGAAAAGAAGACAAAUGAAGGUGAACACGUUUACUUUCACAAUGAUCGUACUAAUUCUGUUGUGGUCGCAAAGUGAGUAUUCAACUUUUUUCAAACCUUACCAAAAGCCACGUUGGCAUAAAAAUUAUGGACCUGACUUUGGCGGAGCUAGAGAAGCAACUAGUUUAUUUAAGACUUAAUCGUAUGUAGUGCUUUAUUGGAAAAGAAUGGGCAAAAAAUCAAACAAUAAACAAUUUAAUCCGACGGAUCUAACAUCUUUCAAUCAGUCAGCUUAUCAAUCUGUCAGUAAGUUAAUUAGUCAGUUAGUCAGUCAGUCAGUAAGUCAGUAAGUCAGUUAGUCAGUCAGUCAAUCAGUCAGUCAGUAAGUCAGUCAGUCAGUCGGUCAGUCGGUCAGUCGGCCAGUCGGUCUGUCUGUCGGUCGGUCAGUCGGUCGGUUAAUCAGUCAGUCAGUCAGUCAUUCAACCAGUCAGUCUUUCAGCUGGUCAGUCAAUCAGUCUUUUAGUAUGCAAGUCACUGAGUGAGCUUUUUAUCAACACAAGCAAAAAUAAAUAAUUAAACUGAUUCUACAUUAAGUAAACAUUUGUCCUCAUUUACAAAAUUUUCGUGCAGCCUUAGAGAGCUCGUCGUCGCUUGAGUAGCCAACUGUCUUAAAAAACGGCUUUUUUCCAGGCACCGUAGAUUCAUCGGCCAAGGGACUUGACUUCGUGAUAUUAAUCUCAUCUCUGACAGUGCAGUGUUUAAGUUUAAUAAUCCUCGGUAUUACCUGGACACUCCGACGGAAGAGACACCAAGAAAACGGUAA